AUGGCUGGCUACUUUAGGCUGGCCAGCCCUUGCAGAAUUUUCCAGGGCAGAUGCCGGCUGCUUGCGCCCUUGUCCAUCUGGUCCCUGGUCUGCCCCUUCAAAGGACCCCUCCAAGAUUCUGACCCCUCUAGCCCCUCCAUUUAUGCAAUUCUCAGCCCAUGCUGUCGAAGAAACAUUUCGGGACCUUCUCAACCGAGGGGCACUAACAAAGUCUCUCAAGAUCGUGUAAGAGACGACUUGACUGGGAAGCAGUUUUGGGAAGCGGGCAAGCCACUUGACCUGCUACAUGCCUAUGCAGCACAAUAG
Molecule: messenger RNA, 306 nt
Organism: Fusarium verticillioides 7600
Lineage: Eukaryota; Fungi; Ascomycota; Sordariomycetes; Hypocreales; Nectriaceae
Exons: 3
Coding region: 1-306 (101 amino acids)
Source: RefSeq, a predicted model, not a curated record